GCUGCUUUGGGGGAAGCAGGGGCCUGGACGCGUGGGAGAGGAAGUUUUCAAACCCACUCAUCAGUAGACAGAAGUGAUGCGCGUUCAUUUUAAAUAAAACCUGAGCUGAAGUGCAUAAAGGCAGAUAAAUAUCCUGUUGGUAAAACUGUUUGCAGCCGUGCGUAAAACUCCACUUUUUGGGAUAAUGUGGCGAAGCUGCGUUUUGGUGCUUGUGGGCGCGGUGGUCGUGAGCGCUCAGUUCCCCAGAGAGUGUGUGACACCCGAGGGGCUCAGGAGUGGACAGUGCUGCCCGUCACCCACCGGACUCGACAACGACCCGUGUGGCUCCACCACUGGCCGCGGACAGUGCGUGUCCAUCACGGCUGACGCGCGGCCGCACGGGCCCCAGUACCCCCACGACGGCCGGGAUGAUCGGGAGCGUUGGCCCAUCCGUUACUUCAACCGCACUUGUCAGUGUAAUGGGAACUUCAGCGGCUUUAACUGCGGCCGCUGCAGACACGGAUGGACUGGAGCGAACUGUGACCAGCGGGUUUCUGUCGUGAGGAGGAACGUGAUGCAGCUCAGCGCGGACCAGAAGCGUGCGUUCGUGAACGCGCUGGACCAGGCCAAGCGCACUGUGCACCCGGACCUGGUGAUCGCCACGCGGCGCUACACGGAGAUCCUCGGCCCCGACGGGAACACUGUGCAGUUCGAGAACAUCACCAUCUACAACUACUUCGUUUGGACCCACUACUACUCCGUCAGCAAGACGUUCCUGGGCGCGGGACAGGCGAGUUUCGGGGGAGUGGACUUCUCACACGAGGGUCCCGGAUUCGUCACUUGGCACAGGUACCACCUGCUGCAGCUGGAGAGGGACAUGCAGGAUAUGCUCCAGGACCCCUCCUUCGCCCUGCCCUACUGGAACUUUGCCAUCGGUGGAAGCACGUGUGACAUCUGCACAGAUGACCUGAUGGGAGCCAGGAGCAGUUUUGACAUGAAUUCCCUGAGCCCCAACUCCAUCUUCGCCCAGUGGAGGGUCAUCUGCGAGAGCGUGGAGGACUAUGACACACUGGGAACCAUCUGCAACAACACAGAGACAUCUCCCAUCAGAAGGAAUCCAGCAGGAAACGUCAACAGGCCGAUGGUCCAGCGUCUCCCGGAGCCCCAGGAUGUAGCGGACUGUCUGCAGGUUAACACUUUCGACACUCCGCCAUACUACUCCACCUCCUCUGAAAGUUUCAGAAACACAGUUGAAGGCUACAGCGCCCCCCAGGGGAACUAUGACCCUGUGGUUCGGAGUCUCCACAACCUGGCACAUCUCUUCCUGAACGGCACAGGGGGACAGACCCACCUCUCGCCCAACGACCCCAUCUUCGUGCUGCUCCACACCUACACUGACGCCAUCUUUGAUGAAUGGUUGAGGAGACAGAGUCCAGGUUCAGCAACGUAUCCUGAGGAAAACGCCCCCAUUGGCCACAACAGGGGCUACAACAUGGUGCCUUUCUGGCCUCCAGUGACGAACGCAGAGAUGUUUGUGAUGGCCCCUGAAAAUCUGGGUUACUCGUACGAAGCUGAAUGGCCAGGUCAACCUUUCACUCUGACGGAAAUCAUCACCAUGGCAAUAGUCGCCGCACUCGUGGUGGUUGCGGUCAUAUUCGCUGCCACCACGUGUGCCGUGCGAGCCCGGUCCUACAGGAUGGAGGGCCACCAGCCUCUGCUCAGCGAUCAGUACCAGCGCUACGACGAUGACAAAAGCCAGUCUGUAGUUUAAGAUGCGUGUUUGAACACAAGCUUCACCUUUGUGCCUCUUCUCUUUACUUAUGCAGUUUGUUUGUUUUACCUGAAUCUCACCGGAGAAAGUGUAGAUUCUUAAAAAUCCUAUUUAUGCUGCACUAAUAUUUCUACAUCAAAAACUGGAAUAGUUCAUUUUUCUCUAAAAAAAACUCCAGAAUAGAGCAGAUGCAAAUAUUUUACUUUUCCAUGUGCACAAAAGUUGUCUCGUUGCAAGUUGGAGAUUUCUGGUAAGUUUGAGAAUGUGUUUCAAUUUAAAGGUGAUCAAGUGUAAAGAAUGCUGAUUCUGGGAAGUGAUCCACAAUUUUCUGUAACUUAUUAACUUUUUUUUUAACACUUUUUACGUAAUGGAAAGCUUAAUGUUAGUGGAAUACACUGCUGAAUAAUUAAACACCUACAACUUGUCUGCAGCCUUCACACUAAUCUGUUUAUCUGACUGCAAUCACAGGAGUUUGGUUUAGUUCAGCUACAUUUCAGGUGAUGUCAGAAAUGUGUUUGCUCAUGUAGUAGAGCUUCAGUGCCCACAAGGGGGUGCUAUGGUUAAAUAUCUGAAACUGCUUGUACACUGAUUAUUAAGAGAGAUGAACUUGUUUGUUUGUGUUUUUAUGUUGUAUUAAGAAAUUGAUCCACAUGAUGCAAAUGUUGUUUGUAACGAAUGAAGAUAUAAAGAGUAAAUUAUUAAAGCAGGGGGUCAUUAUUGAGAGGAAA
Molecule: messenger RNA, 2478 nt
Organism: Paralichthys olivaceus (Japanese flounder)
Lineage: Eukaryota; Metazoa; Chordata; Actinopteri; Pleuronectiformes; Paralichthyidae
Product: 5,6-dihydroxyindole-2-carboxylic acid oxidase
Biological process (GO): melanosome organization; melanocyte differentiation
Cellular component (GO): melanosome
Molecular function (GO): oxidoreductase activity
Source: RefSeq, a predicted model, not a curated record